Messenger RNA from Dovyalis caffra, 459 nucleotides. Lineage: Eukaryota; Viridiplantae; Streptophyta; Magnoliopsida; Malpighiales; Salicaceae. The record is from the annotation of a GenBank genome assembly.
AUGAAGAGUAGGAGGAGGAAGAGGAUAAAUAGAGGUUGGUGGGAGAGAGAUAAAGAUUGGGAGGAUGAAGAGGACAAACAAAGGGUUAGAGAUGCAAUCCAUCGAUCUAAGAGAAAUGGAGUAAAGGCGAGAGAUGAAGGGUGGGAGGAGGAGGAGGAGGAUGAUAGACGGAGCUUGGUGGGAGAGAUGGGUGGUGUUUAUGGGGCCGAGGCACUAGGUAGAGAUAAAGAGUGGGAGGAUGAGGAGGACGAACAAAGGUUGGUGGGAGAGGUAGGAGGCAAAGAUGAAGAGUAUGAGGAAGAAGAGGAGAAGGACAAACAAAGGUUGGUGGGAGAAGUGGGUAGGGUUUGCGAGGUCGUGGACUAUUUGGUAGAGAUGAAGAGCGAGGAGGAUGAGGAGGAUGAACAAAGAUUGGUGGGAAAGGUAGGUAAAGUCUUCGAACUAAGGGCCGAGGCCUAA